Molecule: messenger RNA, 1303 nt
Organism: Antrostomus carolinensis (chuck-will's-widow)
Lineage: Eukaryota; Metazoa; Chordata; Aves; Caprimulgiformes; Caprimulgidae
Product: conserved oligomeric Golgi complex subunit 6
Exons: 8
Biological process (GO): intra-Golgi vesicle-mediated transport
Cellular component (GO): COG complex
Source: RefSeq, a predicted model, not a curated record
GUUAGAAUUGAGCAAGUGAUUGUUGCUGAGCCAGGAGCAGUUUUACUGUACAAGAUUUCUAAUCUUCUCAAGUUCUACCACCAUACAAUCAGUGGUAUUGUAGGAAACAGCGCAGCCACACUGUUGACAACAAUUGAAGAAAUGCAUUUGUUGAGCAAGAAGAUAUUCUUUAAUAGCCUGAGUCUUCAUGCAAGUAAACUAAUGGAUAAGGUUGAACUCCCACCUCCUGAUCUUGGCCCAAGCUCUGCACUAAAUCAGACACUUAACUUGCUACGGGAGGUUCUGUCAUCUCACGACUCAUCUGUUGUUCCACUGGAUGCCCGUCAAGCUGACUUUGUGCAGGUUCUGUCUUGUGUGCUAGAUCCGUUGUUACAGAUGUGUACUAUGUCUGCUAGUAAUUUAGGCACAGCUGAUAUGGCAACCUUCAUGGUAAAUUCGCUUUAUAUGAUGAAGACUACUUUGGCUCUCUUUGAAUUCACUGACAAACGUCUAGAAAUGUUACAGUUUCAGAUUGAAGCUCAUUUAGAUACACUGAUAAAUGAACAAGCUUCCUAUGUGUUAACAAGAGCUGGUCUGAGUUACAUAUAUAACUCUGUGCAGCACCACAAACCAGAACAGGGUCCUCUUUCAAAUCUGCCAAGUAUGGAUUCUGUGUCCCUGAAGGUUGCAAUGGCUCAGUUUGAUCGCUAUCUGUCUGCUCCAGAUAGUCUGUUAAUGUCCCAGCUGAAUUUCCUUCUGAGUGCCACUGUGAAAGAGCAGAUAAUAAAACAGUCAACAGAACUGGUCUGCAGAGCUUACAGUGAGUUAUAUGCAGCUGUGAUGGAUCCUUCAAAUGAAUAUAAGGAUCCAGAAACCAUACUACACAGGUCUCCUCAUCAAGUUCAGGCACUCCUUUCAUAGUCUUAUGUCUCCUAGAUUUACCAGAUUCUGUAAUUCUGUAUUUUAGUAUUUGCAUUGAGUUAUUUUUCUGUUUUGAAUUUUGAUGUGUAACUGCGUAGUUAAAAUAUGUAGCAAUGCAGUUUUGUUUAAUCUGCUUGGCAGAAGUCUGUUCUGUCCUGUGUCUUUGAAUGCCUUCUAUAGGCCAGAAAAUAGAAUAUAGAUUAAAAAUUAUUUUAAUGUAUUCCUCUAAUGGAAAUGGACCUUGACAAUAUGCAAUCUCUUUGAAAAAAAGGAGUAAAGGAGAAAGAAGCUUUUUCCUUGCUGUACAUAAUCCUUUCAACUAGAGAUUGAACCCAUGUCUUUUACGUCACCAGUAUUUUUAUUUGCUCUUUUCCCUGUUCUUUUUUUCAGCCUAUCAUCAAUA